Messenger RNA from Canis lupus familiaris (dog), 1310 nucleotides. RefSeq names its product kallikrein related peptidase 10 (gene KLK10). Gene Ontology annotation, biological process: proteolysis. Lineage: Eukaryota; Metazoa; Chordata; Mammalia; Carnivora; Canidae. Gene Ontology annotation, molecular function: serine-type endopeptidase activity. The record is from RefSeq and is marked validated.
AUGAGACCCCCGCACCUACACCUGUGCACCGCCUCCGGCGCGCGGGCUUUGGCGAGGCUGCUGCUGCCGCUGCUCGUGACGCAACUCUGGGUCGCAGAGGCAGUGCUGCUCCCCAGAAACGACACGGGCUUGGACCUUGUGGUCUCCGGCGCUCCGUGCGCGCGCGGUUCGCAGCCCUGGCAGGUGUCCCUCUUCAAUGGCCUCUCGUUCCACUGCGCGGGCGUCCUGGUGGACAAGAGUUGGGUGCUCACGGCCGCGCACUGCGGGAACAGCAAGCCUCUGUGGGCUCGCAUAGGGGACGACCACCUGCUCCUUCUUCAGGGCGAGCAGCUCCGCCGGACUAUUCACCCCAUUAUCCACCCCAAGUACCACCAUGGCUCGGGCCCCAUCCUGCCCAGGCGGACAGACGAGCAUGACCUCAUGCUGCUAAAGCUGGCCAGGCCUGCUGUGCUGGGGCCUCGCAUCCAGACCCUGCGCCUGCCCUACCGCUGUGCCCAGCCUGGAGAUGAGUGCCAGGUUGCUGGCUGGGGCACCACAGCUACCCGGAGAGUGAAAUACAACAAGGGCCUGAGUUGCUCCAGGGUCACUGUCUUGAGCCCUAAAGAGUGCGAGGUCUUCUACCCUGGUGUGGUCACCAACAACAUGAUGUGUGCAGGACUGGACCAGGGUCAGGACCCCUGCCAGAGUGACUCUGGUGGCCCUCUGGUCUGUGAUGAGACCCUGCAGGGUAUCCUGUCAUGGGGUGUUUACCCCUGCGGCUCUGCUCAGCAUCCAGCUGUCUACACUCAGAUCUGCAAAUACAACUCCUGGAUAGAGAAAACCAUACGCUCCAACUGACCCAGAGGCCGCGGACACCACCAGCUGCCUUCUUGCUACUUCCUCUGAAGUUGCAGGGGCUGAACUCUCCCCCUGCCCUAUUUGAACCUUUGCUGCCCAUCCACACCCUCAAACAUCUCUCCUCUCCUCAAACUACCUCCCCCUGCCUAUUGCUGCUCUCUGCACACUUUGAAGCCAUAAGUGGGACAAAGUUUUAUUCAAAAGAAGCAAGGAAGCUGGUGGUCACCCAGUCUCUCAGAGAAGUUGUCACGCACUCAACCUGCCUCCCUCUACCACUCCCUGCUGUGUGACCUCCUGUAAGCUAAGUACCCUCUUGGGGCCCCUAUUUCCUCACCUGGAAAAUGGGGACAAUGAAGUGCCUACCUCAUAGAUGCAUUAUGCGGAGAUGAUCAUAUGAAAUGAGUGUGUAGGUUGCUAUGGUAAUUAUCAGUAAAGCAUUAAUGCAGGGGUUGGUGAUCCCUGACUAAAUUUUA